Messenger RNA from Heterobilharzia americana, 2799 nucleotides. NCBI's taxonomy places the organism in Eukaryota, Metazoa, Platyhelminthes, Trematoda, Strigeidida, Schistosomatidae. The record is from the annotation of a GenBank genome assembly.
AUGAAUGACAAGUCAACCUCAAUAGUCAAAAAUCCUGCUUUACUUAAAGUGAUCGCACAAUUGAUAUCACAGUCAGAACAAUCAAAUGAAAUUCUAUGCAUUAAAGAUACAUUCAUUCAACAUUUAUUUGCAUUUUGUGCGCAAAAUUCAUCCAAUAAGAAAACAAUAUUACAGUUAUCUAUCUGGCAAGAUUGGUUACUUCGUUUAGUUCCCUUGUAUCCGAAUAAUAAAGUGAAUGCUAAAUUUCUAGUGAAAAUUCUACGCUUAAUACGUAUUCUCUUGGUAUAUGGAAUAUGCUACGAAUAUGGUAGUUGGCAGGUGUUUAUCGAUACUUUAGCGUUAAUCCAUUUGCAUAUUUGUGAAGAAAGAUUUACUUAUCUUAAAGAUAAGCAGCAGCAGUCUAUCAAGUCUAAAGAUUCAUUGGUUGAAAAGAAAUCCAAUUUAAUGCAUUCAAAUACAUCUGCACUGUUUUCAAGUAGAAAUUCUGUUACAACCGACAAUUCUCUAGGUGUUGAUCUCACUGAAUAUGCAUCAUGUCAAAUCAAAACAGGUGAUCAUAUGCAGUCUAGUGAUUCCACAGUUGGAACUUAUUCCUCUAAUAGUAAUAACAAUAGCAACAACAGCAACGAUAACAGUUGUUCACCGUCGAUAAGUAAUUCAGAUUCUAAACUGAAUCGUACUCAGUCUGAAUCAACUUUAUCCUAUGAGAAUAUUGAGUUGUCUUCAUUACCGCCAUCAAAACUGUCAGCUGAUCAGCAUCUACCUUCUCCAUCGCCACCAAUUCAACGUCAUCAUGAUGAAAAUAAUGACGAGAAUAAGACAACACUGCUAUUACUAUUGGAUGAUUUAUUGUGUUCCCUAGAAAAUAUUGUUAUUCAACAAGAUGUCCAUAAAAAGCGUCAACGCCUUCACCUUCUGAAUCACAAAGAAUCAAUUCAUUCACAGUUAUCUUCACAAUCGAAAUCGCCAACAACAUCAUCAACAUCAUUGUCUUUGAAUCAAUCGUCAUAUAUUUCACAUCCAACUGAUAAAUCCUCAUUAACAGAUAUCAACGUGAUUCAAUCCAAUGAAGAUAACCAAUUGAAUACAAGUAUUAUUGAAAUCAGAAAUGAAUCCCCUUUUAUAGCAAAUCUUCUACAUAUUAUCUCAUAUUUAUCUGAUAUGAUUAUUGGAGCGUGUGGAGGCCUAUUACCUUUACUUGCCGCUGCGUCAAGUUCUACUGGUGAAAUUGGCAGUUUAGAAUCCGUACCCGGAAUGGAGUUGAGUGAUGCGAUUUCCUACCUAUUGCGCCUAACUUAUUUGGCUGACUUUUGUGUUUUGGAUAGAAAUUACAAUUUAAAGUUAUUAGAAUCUGAACGGAACUUAGCCCCAGGAUCUGUCGCACGUCAACUAUUAAGAUUAUAUUUAACUGUUGCUGUCCGCAACUGUUUAGAAUCACGUCUAGAUAUACUACUGCCUCCACCGUACAUUGUAAAAACAAUGAAACAGUUAGCAUCAGGAAAUGAUAUUAUCAAUCCAACUAACUAUAAUGAUACCGAUGACGGCACUAAGAUCAACGAAGUAUUAUUUAUGCAGUCGGAUGAUACUAGUCAUACUAUUCAAUCGAUACAAAUUAUCACUGGGUCUACACAUACAACAAAUAAUAUACGUGUAGAUAAAGUUAAUCAUUAUAAUAAUUCAAAUGGUAUAGAUAUUACUUUGAAAGAAUUUUUACCAAAAUAUCAGUUGGAUGAUUUGAUAAAUAAUCAACAAAAUAAUAUACUAGAAGAUUCAUUGGAGAAUUCAACUAGAAAAGUGUUAAAUCUAUCCCGAUUUCAUCUUGUCAUUGAUUUGGAAUAUUAUACAAUUCAUCGUUUAGGUUGUAUUGUCCAACCAUGGACAUUUCCUGAUUAUUUUAUAUCCUCUAACGAUCUAUUUCGUAUUAGUGAUAUGAAAGAAGAGUAUGAUAAGAGAAUUGAACAUUUGAGUGGAACAUUUCAACAAUUAUUGUAUAGUAUAAAACCAUAUUUUAAUUAUCCAAAGAAAUAUGGAGAUGAUCUUUUUCAGAGCACAGUUAUCUGCCCAAUUGAAUAUCCUUUAAUCCUUUUGCAAAAUUCUGAUCUGAAACGAUUACACUUGAUCGUUACCAGAUAUGCAGAAACAGCUAAAUCUCCUGAAUUUCUAGCUCUAGCAACAGUUUACUUCCUCUCUGUAAUGAUGGUCUCUAAAUAUCGUGAUUUUCUUGAUCCAAAUCCAAUAUGGUUACCUUAUGGUGGUAUUAAAGUGGACAAUGCACAAUCAAAGACGGAUUUAAAUCGUUCUAGUGAAGUACAACAAAACUAUUGUAUUAAAGCAGCUACAAAGGCUAGUGACAAUACCAUUUCUGUAGAAGCUAUUCAUGAGGGGAAUGUAACAGAUUGUAAUUCAACUGUUAGUGAAGAAUAUGAACUAGUGGAUAUACCACUUGAUGAUAAUACAAAUCAGAAUAAAAAGUUAACUUCAUUAACUGAUUCACUUGACAUUAGUCUUGGAUCAAUUGGAUCAUUUUUAAAAGAUCUAUUCAUUGAAUUUAUGGAUUAUUUCACCCGAACAUUAGUUGGUACACAUGGACAAGAAUUGAUUCCAAAUGCUUUACCAUUCUUUCAGCAAAGUUCAUCUGUUAUUGAAUUAGUGAUGUUGUUGUGUUCCCAAGAAUGGCAAACCUCGUUACAAAAAUAUGCAGGAUGGGCUUUUAUUGAAUUAGUUAACGAAGGACGCCUUUUAUCACAUUCCGUACGUGAUCAUUUGUAUCGUGUAGCGUUGAAGGUGAUUUGCUAUUAA